Colossoma macropomum (tambaqui) is the source of this 5780-nucleotide messenger RNA. It is a transcript of the gene dnajc5ab, whose product is annotated as DnaJ (Hsp40) homolog, subfamily C, member 5ab. NCBI's taxonomy places the organism in Eukaryota, Metazoa, Chordata, Actinopteri, Characiformes, Serrasalmidae. The transcript is spliced from 5 exons. Gene Ontology annotation, biological process: regulation of synaptic vesicle cycle. The record is from RefSeq and is a predicted model, not a curated record. Gene Ontology annotation, cellular component: membrane; presynapse; intracellular membrane-bounded organelle. Bases 208 to 807 code for a protein of 199 amino acids.
GUUCCACAGGCGGCUGAGGAGCUGAGGGUCUGCGGAGCUCCGGCGUCCGAGCACAUUCACCUGCCCCACUCAGCGCGGUCUCAGUAACGGUGAAUCAGAGGUCCGCGCCGAGCCUUGGACGGUUUACGCCUCCUCCUAUAAAGAGGCUGUGGUGAGGAGUGUGUGAGGGAGUGCGUGUGUAUGUGUAUGUGUGCGUUUGUGUGAGUAAUGGCGGACCAGCAAAGACAGCGCUCUCUCUCCACGUCGGGGGAAACACUAUACCAGGUCUUGGGGGUCGGUAAGACUGCCUCACCAGAGGACAUCAAAAAGUGCUACCGGAAACUUGCUCUGAAGUUUCAUCCAGACAAGAACCCUGACAAUCCAGAAGCAGCUGAGAAGUUUAAAGAGAUCAACAACGCUCAUGCCAUCCUCUCCGAUCCCACAAAACGCAACAUCUAUGACCAGUAUGGCUCCCUCGGCCUCUUUGUGGCUGAGCAGUUUGGGGAGGAGAACGUCAACACAUACUUUGUGCUCUCCAGCUGGUGGGCCAAGGCCUUGUUUAUUUUCUGUGGCAUCGCCACAGGUUGUUAUUGCUGCUGCUGUCUAUGCUGCUGCUGUAACUGCUGCUGUGGAAAGUGUAAACCGCGGCCCCCCAUGGACCAUGAAUCCGAUUUUUACAUGUCCCCUGAGGACCUGGAGGCCCAGAUGCAGUCUGAUGAAAGAGACGGUGAACCGAUCAUGGUGCAGCCCUCUUCAGCCACAGAGACUACUCAGCUGAAAGCGGACAGUCACCACACCAGUUACCGGACUGACACCGGGUAUAACUAGAGCCCUCUAGAGCCUUCUCCUCGACCACCUCUCCCUCUCACUCUCCUCUGGGACCACCUGGCCAGCAGAGGGAGCUGUCCUUUAACACCCUGUGCAACAACUGCCGAGUGAAUGAAAGAGAGAAAGAGGGGCUGAGCGAGUGGACAGGUCUUUGUCUCUGGUCUCUGCUAUGAAAUGUGAAAGCUCUAAAAGCUCAGGCAUGCCUCUGCACAGACAAAGAAACAAGAUUUUCUGUUUCUUUUGCCUUUUACCACUCCCAGACCUAGUAUACCCAUAGCCUGCUGACACACUUUCUCACAUACAGUCUCACAGACAGCCCGGCUCAGUCUUGUGUUAGUUUCUGCCCCAUGCUGUUGAUAGAGGUCAUGGUUGAACUAUGCAUUCUUCUUGAAUAGAUAGAUAACAAAUAUCAUACAACACAUUUGGACAUCUAACCCAUACUGAUUUUCUUUUACCUGGAAUGACAUCUUAAUCCACACCACCCCAAAAAUCGUAUGGUUUUCCAUUUUCAGUGUCAUAUGUUUUUAAAUUGAUUUUGCAGUGAGCAAAUAUAUUCAAGCCUAGUCGGUUUGCUCUUCCAGGCAUGUGUACUGAUCAUAAACAUGGCAAGGAUGGCGAGGUAAUCUGAGUUUUUACUGUUUUAGUUUAAACAUCCUUUGUUUGUCUGUUUUAUGUUAUAACAUACACAUCUUAGCGAAGGCAACAGUCCCGUCUGUCUACUUUCUCUCUGUAAACAGUAGAUCUGCACCUGCUGGCAUGUACAAACCCCUAUGAGGUGUAUCCCAAAGCCCGGAGACACACCAUCAAGCAUAGGACCUGCUUGAAGACGUUAUCACAUAUCAGAUUUCCUGUCAUUCAAGUUUUGACAGGAACUGUCCAUAGUCUUAAUGAUGCAAAUGUGUUUUUCGCAGAAGAAAAGCAGGAUAGUGUAGUUUAGAGUAGUUUUUAAAUGUGGUUAUUUUUGUUGUCUCCCAGCUUUGAGAGGCUGUCAUGUCCAUUGUUCUUUCCUGAAGAUAAAAAAUGGCAUUCGUGAAUUUGGAAUAUUUUUAUUGGUGGGCUGUUGGGACUCUACUGCAGUGUGUGUGUCCAUUCUGUAUAGAGUGAUACAGAAUUACAGAGCCAUCCAUGAGUACAGGUGCAGUCGUCUCAAUGUUAGUGUUUUUCCGUAUCAUUGAAUCUUUUUGUAUGCAUUUUAUCAUAUUUGAAUUACAAAUCUCAAUUCCAAAAAGUUGGGACAGUAUGUACAAUAAAAAAAGCAGUUAUUAGUAAAUUUUGUUUGAUCUGUAUUACAUGGAAAAUGGCAUAAUAUUUGAUGCUUUACCUUAAGGACUCUGAAUUUUGAUGCCUGCAACACAUUCCAGAACAGCAUGGUUACCACUUUGUUACGCCACCUUUUCUUUGAACAACACUUCAUAGUCGUUUGGGGACUGAGGCACCAAUUAUCUAGUUUGGAAGAUAAAAAGUCUUCAGCUGCACAACCGUAUGGCCAGUCUAGCCAACCACACUGAUUAUGCAGCCAUGCUGUUGUAACGUGCAGAAUGUGGCUUGGCAUCAUGUCAUUGACUUCACAGAUGUGAAAGUUACUCAUACCCUGGGCUUUAAUAACCCCCAUACCAUGGCAGACAGCUUUUAAACUUUACACUGGUAACAAUCCUGAUGACCCUUUUCUUCUCUGACCUGGAGAACAUAACGUCCGUUAUUUGAAAGGUUAUCUGAAAGGUUGACUUGUCAGACCACGAUACGUUUCCAAUGUGCAUCAGUCUGUUUCAGAUGAAUCUGAGCCUAGAGAAGUCGGUGGCAUUUAUGGACAUUGUUGAUCUGUGGCUUCCUCUCUGCAAAGUACAACAGCGACAAACUCUGUUGUUUGACAAUAGUUUGUCAAAGUAUUCUUGAGCCUAUCUGACGAUGUCCAUGAGAGAGCUUGCUGGUUCUAAUGAUCGUCCUUGCUUCCAAACUCCCUGAAACGUUUGGUGAUGGUUUACACCAUAGAGUGGUGAAAUACCUAAAAUCCAUGCAGUCGCUCAUUGAGGAACACUGGUCUGAGCCUCCACCCAUCGUUGCUCAUGAAGGACUAUGCAUUUCCUUUUAUACCCAAACAUGACUGCAUCAACUGUUUUAAGACGUUUUUUUGAACAUAUCCCAGCUGUCCUAGUCUUAAAUUCCUCCGUCCCUAAUUUUCUAGAAUGUGUUGCAGGCAUCAGUUUCAGAAUGAGCAUCUUUGAUCAGUUUUCACUUUAAAUACAGACCAAAGUGGUUUACAAAUAACUGUUACUGUCUCAAUACUGUCCUGCAAUAGACUGGUGACCUGUCCAGGGUGUAUCCUGCCUUCCACCCAGUGACAGCUGGGAUAGGCUCCAGCAACCCCCGCGACCCAGAAGGAUAAGCGGUUUAGAAGAUGUAUGUGUGUCUCUCAGUACUGUAAUUCUGCAAAAUGCUUGUUUCCUUCAUAGAAAUCCAUAACUCACAGCGAAAAGAGUGUUAACAAAUCUGUGCAUUUUAACAGCUACUUGCUUACAAACGUGUUAAAAUUAAGUUCAAUUAUUGAUCCUUAAUACAUUAUACACGGUAUUCAAUGUAACACUGUUCAGCUAGAAAAUGAUUAAUCUCAGGUAGGGUACCAAAUUAUGUGUCUAUAGAAACCUUUGAGUUACUAUAACAUUUGGUUUAAAUUCUGUAGCUAAUAUAUAGAGCAGGUAUGUUGUUGUGUAAUUGCGCAAGAUAAUCCUAAGUGCAUGGUUGGUGUGAAGGAUCAGUAGUUUAUAAGUAUGCAUAGACAGUAUUAUCAUUACUGCCGCAGGACCACGUUAGCCAAACCCUACAACUCGGCCCUCUGCCUUCCUCAUGUCUCCCACUACGUCAGUGUUUUCUGUUCCAUACUCCUUGGACACGUUUCAUUCUCUGGUUUUAUAUGUGACGGUAUUUGCAGAAAUGUAUUGAAUUUACUUAAUUCAAAUCCGUACAGUAUUUCCACAUCAAUGAACAUUAACACAGCAUUACAUCAACACAGUUACUGCCACAAGUAAGUCAAAUUUAUGUUGAUGUGGAAAUUAGUGCAUGUUUGAAUUAAGUGAAGCAACAUUUUACACAGUCUUGCGUUAGUAAAAGGCACGACCAGUAUAUCAGUUGGCCAAUGAAAUCAGGUCGUUUUGUGCACCUGUGGUUUGAACUGUGUUGGCAAAAAUGUCAUUGAUAUUGCACCAAAAAACAGCAACCUUUUUUGGACGUGGCAUCACUGGGAUUGGAACUCAUGAUAUACUGAUAACCAGACAAAAUCUCAGAUGAUUGUAGCAUUGACCCUAUUUAACUCUGUUAACAACAGUUUUAUUACCAGAUGAACUGGUACAUUUAAACACAAACACCAUCAUGUUUAGCAUUAAAUUUUUUUUAAUUCCAGCAAUUCCAUAUUCCAAAAUAUGUAAAAUGGAUCCAAAUCUAACCUUUAAAGUUGGGCUGUCCAAAGUCGGCCUAUGAGGACCUGUCAUAUGGCCCACCAGAAAGUUAUCCUAGCCCCACCCCUUUACCCCAAAACAUAUUUAUAUAGUAGUUACAUAGUUAUAUGUAACUACCUAAUUCUUAGUUUCCUUUUAAAUUUUUAUUUUUGAAUCAUUUUAGUAACAACAUAGCAUUUUAGUAACGUUCUGAAACUCUAUAUACUAAUACUAUAUAACUUGAUUCGAAACUUACCUACCAUCCUUAUUUGACACAAUGUUUGGGCACCCCUGCUUUAGAGGUUAAUAACAUGUAAAAACACAGAAAACUUAUUUUAUUUCAUUUAUAUUUAUUUUUUAUAUAGAGGACUAAUGCUCAUGCCUCAGUGCUACAAUAUUUGUUAUUUAACACUAUUGUUUUUUGGAGGUUCUGUAUAAUUGAAGUUUGACAGUUGACAAUCAUAUGUGUCAGUAAAGCACUAUUUAGCUAUUGGAGUAUAAUAUCAAAAUCGAAAAUAUGAAUAUAAAAUGAUAUCUGCCAAUAUUAUGAGAAUUUUUAGCCCUCUGAAAUCAUGAAAGUAGUUCGCUAUGAAUGGUAAACGGUAACAUAUAUCAUUCUGAAAUGCUUUCUGAAGGAUGUGACGAACGUGUUCGUGCGUUUUUGCUCACACUACGGAUAAAGUUCAAACUGUAUUUGAAGACUUACUGUUUAAUCUGUUUAUGGAUGUCUGAUCUCUUACGCUGCCCGUGUGUGUAUAUGCAUGUUUUCUGCACACACAUUGACACUCUCAUGUGAAUCUGUGUGUGUAUGUGCGUGUGGGAGAUAUUAAGUUGAACUAAGACCUAUUUUUAUGUAGUUUCUCUACUUGAACAAAGACAAAAUGUAUUCGUUUAGAUUUUAUGUGUGUGUACAUUUGCAUAUCACCACUGUUUCUUUGUCUUCUGGCUUUUUAAUAUUUAGAGGGAACGAUCAAGUUAAGGGAAUGAUGUUCUUCAGUUGUUCAGUUAUUGUGGUCUCUGAAGCAAAACCACUGUAAAUUAUGACUCCUAAUGUGACAGAAUGGAGGUGCAGUAGACCUUUCAGCUCUGUAUGUUCUGGGUACCACUCUUCCACUCUGUCCACUCUUCGCUCUUAUUUUUUGUACGUUGUUUAUUUUUCUUUUGGUAGUGUUGAUUUAUCUACAGUCUGGAGGCUUUAGCUCAAAGUUGUCUGUGUGAAAGCGACGUCUAAUGAAAAUCCUGCAAUCACCUCCAAAUAUUCUUAUAGAACUGUUGAUGAUAAUAGUGGCAAACUAGUGAAACAGUAAUAUAACUAUUUAAUUUUAAUUUAUUUUCUUAUGUUUUUAAUAAAUGACUAGUUGAAAUGAUGUGUAAGCGGAUGUGGCCAUUCAGCUGAGUGGCUGAAUUCAUUUGCACUGUCUGGAUGUAUCUGUUCAGUCUGUUUUCUUUCUUCUUUUUUUUGUUGUAGCAUGAAUACUGUGUGUGAGAGAGCAGUGACAUGGGUAAGUUAUCUUGCUGUUGUACAAUAAAUGUUUCUAAAGUGAA